Molecule: messenger RNA, 2850 nt
Organism: Didymella exigua CBS 183.55
Lineage: Eukaryota; Fungi; Ascomycota; Dothideomycetes; Pleosporales; Didymellaceae
Product: pre-mRNA-splicing factor syf1
Exons: 2
Coding region: 77-2563 (828 amino acids)
Biological process (GO): generation of catalytic spliceosome for first transesterification step; mRNA splicing, via spliceosome
Cellular component (GO): Prp19 complex; U2-type catalytic step 2 spliceosome; post-mRNA release spliceosomal complex
Molecular function (GO): protein binding
Source: RefSeq, a predicted model, not a curated record
AUCCGACCCGACGACGUCCCCAGCCGCCGCCUCGCACGCCCACCAGCGGCCCUCGACCGCCCGCCCUGGCGCCGCAAUGCCCGCCCAGCUCCUCACAACGGCCAGCCGGCGCAAGAUGGAGCGCGCCGGCGCUGCGGACCUCUUUCUGAUCGGCGACCACGACGUCGCGUACGAGCAGGACGUGCAGCGCAACCCGGGCAGCACCAAGCCGUGGCUCGACUACUACGGGUUCAAGCGCAGCCGCGGCAGCAUGCUCGAGCAGGCCUUUGUGCUGGAGCGCGCCGUGUCCACGCUGCCGCGCUCGUUCAAGCUGUGGAAGCUGUACCUCGAGCUGCGCACCCGACACCUCGCCAGCAAGAACCCGGCCAGCUUCGCCCCGCACUUCCUCAAGGUCAAUUCGCUGUUUGAGCGCGCGCUGGUGCUGCUGAACAAGAUGCCGCGCAUCUGGGAGAUGUACCUGGCGUUCCUGAUGCAGCAGCCCCUCGUCACGACGACGCGCCGCACUUUCGACCGCGCCCUGCGGGCGCUGCCGCUGACGCAGCACGGCCGCAUCUGGGCCCUGUACCGCCCGUUUGCGAGUUCGGCGUCUGGCGAGACGGCGGUGCGCAUAUGGCGCCGGUACAUGCAGAUCCACCCCGACGACGCCGAGGACUUUAUCGACCUGCUCAAGGACAUGCGCAAGUACACCGAGGCCGUGAGCAAGUACAUGGACGUCCUCAACAACCCGCGCUUCAAGAGCAAGGAGGCCAAGGGGCCCUUUCAGCUGUGGACGGAGAUGAUUGAGCUCCUGAUCGACCACGCUACAGAGAUCGACACCAGCGACGACAGCGGCAUCGACGUUGAGAAGAUCAUCCACAGCGGCAUCGCCCAGUUCCCCGACCAGCGCGGCGUGCUCUGGGUCGGCCUCGCGCGGUACUGGAUGCACAGGGGCGAGUACGAGAAGGCGCGCGAUGUCUUCGAGGACGCCAUCACCACCGUCAUGACCGUGCGGGACUUCUCCAUGGUCUUUGACACGUACGUCGAGGCAGAGGAGACGAUGAUUGGCAUCAAGAUGAACGAGGCAGCGGGCCGGUCCGACAAGGGCAAAGUGGACGCUGCCGCCGACGCCGACCUGGACAUUCGGCUGGUUCGGUUCGAGUCGUUGAUGCAGCGGAGGCCCUUUCUGCUCAACGACGUCCUGCUGCGGCAGAACCCGCACAACGUCAUCGAGUGGGAGAAGCGCGUGGCCCUGUGGGGCGACAACCAGAAAGAAGCCGUCCAGACGUACACGGACGCCAUCGCGGCGAUCCACCCGAAGAAGGCAGUGGGCAAGUUCCACGAGCUGUGGGCCAACUACGCCAAGUGGUACGAGGCCGGCGGCAGCCUGCACAACGCCCGCGCCAUCAUGGAGAAGGCCGUCAAGGUGCCGUUCAAGUCGGUUGCCGAGCUCGCCGAGAUGUGGUGCGAGUGGGCAGAAAUGGAGCUGCGCAACGAAAACUUUGACAAGGCCGUCGAGAUCAUGGCCAAGGCCACGCAGGCGCCAAAGCGCUCCAACGUCGACUACUUUGACGAGUCUCUGACCCCGCAGCAGCGCGUGCACAAGAGCUGGAAGCUGUGGAGCUUCUACGUCGACCUCGUCGAAAGCGUCGGCACGCUGGAGGAGACCAAGAAGAUCUACGAGCGGAUAUUCGAGCUGCGCAUCGCCACACCGCAGACGGUCGUCAACUACGCCAACCUGCUCGAGGAGAACAACUACUUUGAAGACUGCUUCAAGGUCUACGAGCGCGGGCUCGACCUCUUCAGCUACCCCGUCGCAUUCGAGAUCUGGAAUCUUUACCUCACCAAAGCCGUCGACCGCAAGAUUGGCAUGGAGCGCCUGCGCGACCUGUUUGAACAAGCCGUCGAGGGCUGUCCACCCAAGUUUGCCAAAGUGCUGUACCUCAUGUACGGCGCACUCGAGGAAGACCGCGGCCUCGCCCGCCACGCCAUGCGCAUCUACGAGCGCGCGACCCGGGCCGUGGCUGACGAGGACCGCAUGGACAUGUUCAACUUCUACAUCACCAAGUCCGCAUCCAACUUUGGCCUCACGUCGACGCGCCCCAUCUACGAGCGCGCCAUUGCCGCGCUGCCCGACGCCGAGGCAAAGGAAAUGUGCCUCAAGUUCGCCGAGAUGGAGCGCAGACUGGGAGAGAUUGACCGCGCAAGAGCCAUCUACGGCCACGCGAGCCAGUUCUGCGAUCCGCGAACCAGCCCCGAGUUCUGGAAGAAGUGGGAGAGCUUCGAGGUCCAGCAUGGAAACGAGGACACGUACAAGGAGAUGCUGCGCAUCAAGCGCAGCGUGCAGGCGCAGUACAACACCGACGUCAACUUCAUCGCGUCGCAGGCCGUCGCACGCGGCAACGCCGAGGCACAGGCCGCUGCCGACGACGAGGCCGCAGGCGAAGAUGCCAUGGCGGCGCUGGAGCGCCAGGCUCGUGCUCCGGUUGGCUUUGUCGCUGCGAGCACGGGUCUGAAGGGCAACAUUGCGCCUGCGCCAGAGAGCGCCGCGAACCCAGACGCCAUCGACAUUGAUGACGAUCUUUGAUCUACACACGGCGGACGUGCCGCACGCAUAGAAGGGACCGAUGGAAGGGGGACAUUUAGGCAUCUGCAUACCACGGCGUUUGGGUCGCCUCUCACUCUUUCCGAGAUGGCUUUUCGAAAUUUGUACACGGAGGCCUCGGCUGCGUCCCUGGGUUUUGCAAUUUCCCGUGCGUUUUCCUUUGUUCUGCGCCGGGACGUGUCAAGUCUCCUUUGUCAUGGGGGUGAGGUCUGUCUCCGCUUUUACAUAUACCUUAUAUACCUGGUCCAAAGCUGAUCCUUGUGCAAAAC